This is a messenger RNA of Pseudophryne corroboree (corroboree frog), 1672 nucleotides long. Its product is annotated as zona pellucida sperm-binding protein 4-like. Gene Ontology annotation, cellular component: egg coat. Gene Ontology annotation, biological process: prevention of polyspermy; binding of sperm to zona pellucida. NCBI's taxonomy places the organism in Eukaryota, Metazoa, Chordata, Amphibia, Anura, Myobatrachidae. The transcript has 12 exons. The coding region runs from base 17 to 1639 and encodes 540 amino acids. The record is from RefSeq and is a predicted model, not a curated record. Gene Ontology annotation, molecular function: acrosin binding; structural constituent of egg coat.
GGGGUCUUCAGACAAGAUGGGUUCUCUCAGAUCAGGAUGUGGGUUUAUGAUACUGGUCUGGAGUUGUGUGUUACAGUGUGAUACGCAGCAUCUAUGGGACAGUUCCUCACAUCUCCACUGUAAUAUUGGUAACAUGGAGCUGUCCUUUCCUUUGUCAGUGAAAGGUGUUGCUUUUUCCAUAUCUGUGCUUGACUUCCAAGGCGAGCCUCACAGCCUCGACAAUAACUCUGCGUGUGGCUUCUGGGUAGGACAGAGACUUGGUGACUCUGGGGUCAUUAGUGCUGCUUAUGAUGGGUGCUAUGUAACAGAAGAGGAUGGAGACUACGUGAUGACUCUGCUUCUGGAAGAGAUCGUAAACAAAACUAUGAAACAAUACAAAGUGGAAAAGAAGUGUCCGGUUAUGCCUGUAGCCAUGGAUGCUCCCAGCCCAAGUGUAUGUUUUGCUGUUGUGCAAGCAGACCGGCUAUCCUGUGCAAAUGGGCCUGUAUCAGGAGACCUCUGCGAGGAAGUGGGAUGCUGUUAUUCCGCAACUGAUUCUACAAUGCCCUGUUACUAUGGUAACAAAUUGACUACACAGUGCACAAGUGACAACUACAUGGUGGUUGCGGUGUCUAAAGAUCUGACUGUCCCAUCACUAAUCCUGGACUCUGUCAGUGUGGUUGGCUUGGACUCUUCUUGCCAAGGGCUGCUGGUUACUAAGAGUAACUCCUUUGUGGUAUUCCGGUUCCCCUUAUCUUGUGGAGGUGGAAGUCAGGGGGCAGAUGGUGCAAUGGUCUAUGAGAAUACUAUUGAAGCUGUAAGGAGCACCGUCUCAUGGAAUGGUUACUCCAUAACACGAGACAGUACUAUGAGGGUGACUGUUCGCUGCAGCUUUUCCCAAUCUGGUGUUGUACCUAUACAGGUUCAUGUAUCAACACUGCCGCCACCACUUCCUGUUACAACAUCUGGACCACUAUCUCUGGAAAUGACAAUAGCCCAAGAUAUGGAUUAUACGUCGUAUUAUUCUGAAGGGGACUACCCUGUGGUUAGAGUGCUUAGAGAUCCAGUCUACUUGGAGGUCCACCUUCUGCACAGAACUGACCCAAGCCUCCAACUGAUCUUAAAUGACUGUUGGGCCACCAACUCUGUGGAUUCCACUCGCAGCCCCCAGUGGCCCAUCUUGUUGAAUAGUUGUCCUUUCAAUGGUGACAACUACGUUACUCAGCUGGUUCCUGUUCAAGGCCCUACAGCAAGUGUUCUCUUCCCAACGCACUACAAACGCUUUAUCAUCAGCACCUUCACAUUUGUAGACUCGACCACCAAAAUUCCUCUCAAUGGACUGGUCUACUUUCACUGUAGUGUUUCCAUUUGUGUCCCAUCUGCCACAGAGAACUGCAUGGUUUCCUGUAAUCCAAGGAAACGGAGAAUGCAUAAACGUCAUGAUCUGGAACCUCUAAAGAACAUGGUGACUUCAAAUGGACCAAUCAAAUUUAUUCCUAUUGACAAAGGUCUUAAACUGGAAGGCCAUCUUCAGUCUGAAUAUUCUACAAUGGACCUUGUCGGAGCAGUAGCUGCAGCUGGUGCAGUGGCAUGUGUGACUGGAAUUAUUUUGGCUGUAUGGUUUCACCAUAAGAAUCUAGCUGCAAAAAGCACAAUGUGAGCUGUUGAAUAAACUGUCUUUUUAAAGCGCUAA